This is a messenger RNA of Melanaphis sacchari, 2518 nucleotides long. RefSeq lists its product as uncharacterized. The transcript is spliced from 18 exons. The record is from RefSeq and is a predicted model, not a curated record. NCBI's taxonomy places the organism in Eukaryota, Metazoa, Arthropoda, Insecta, Hemiptera, Aphididae. The coding region runs from base 251 to 2419 and encodes 722 amino acids.
UCAUAUCAUUUAAUUAUUAUAAUAUUAUUGUUCUAGUUAAAACACGUGUGUUACCGUUCAGUCUUGUAUUUCGUAUUGACUGAUGGUUGCAGAGUUUUUUGUUUUGAAAGUUACUAGUUGGCGUGUUGCAUUUUCACAGUUCCACUUCCGUUUAAGAGUAAAUGUCUAUUACAUAAUACAUAAUCACUUCUACUAUUCACGGAUUUUGUCAGUUGGCUGUUUGGCACUAUAACCCAUAAGAGUUGGGAGUAUGGGCCUUUCCUCACAACAAGUUUUAUCAUUUAUGCCUUCAGACUCUUGGACUUCAGUUUUUUUAAUGCCUGGUUAUAAAUCAGACAAUGGAAUUUACAUAAUAACUACAAAUGAAAAAUAUUUACAACGUUGUAAUGACAUACAUAAAAUGGCAUUAAAUAGUUAUACAUUUGAAAAAGUUAACACAUAUCAAUUGAUGGGAUUAGUUGCAGUAGAAAUCGAAGGAUUAUGGUGCAGAGGUAGAAUGUUAAGUUAUAAUGAGUUUUUGGUUAAAAACACAGCUGUUGAAUUAAUUGAUUCUGGAACUAUUAUCAAAAAACAAUUAUGUGAUUUAUAUAAACUUCCAAAUAGUUAUAAAUAUGAUCCUUUAUGUCUUGCAAUUAAACCUGUUAAUGGAAUUCCUUCUCUUUCAUCUAUACAAUUUUAUAUUCAACCUUUAUUAUUACAAAGUGAACUUCAUAAAGGCUAUGUUGUAGUAAAUACCAAACCAAUAGAAAUGGUUAAUGAGUUAUAUUUGAAGAAGUCUUAUGAAGAAAUAAAUAUAAAAAGUUCUUAUCCUUUAGUUAUUAGUGCUAAGAACAAAUGUACAGUUAAAAAAUCUAAAUGUAAUAGUCUGCAAGAAUUAAACAAGGUUAAUAACUUUUUGAUUUGCAUAAAAGAACUCAAAGAACAAGGUGUUGAACAUAAAUAUGUUGAAUUUUCAAAUGACUUAAAAGCGGUGUUAAAUAAAGAAAAAAAUAAUUUUUUGAAAACUUUGUUAAGUAAUAUAAAUUUGUAUGGCUUAAAUAAUAUAUUUUCAAAAUUUAUUAGUUAUAAGCCUAAAUGUUUGUCAUUGAAAUAUAUAGAUCAAAAUAAUCAACCAGUUCUUAUUAAUGAAAUCUUUAAAAGUGACCAAAAUAAAUAUGAUGUCAAUAUAACUAACAUUGAUGAUUCAUCAAUAAUUAAAGAAUCUCAUUUUAGUGAUUUAAUAACUGACUCAUACACGUCUGUACAUAAUAUAUUUAAAAACGGAUCAUUAGUUGAAUUUUGCUAUGGUACAAAUAUUGAUUUUGUAUUUAUUAGAAGUUAUGACGAAAAAAAAAAAUAUUCUAAUGAAAUGAAACAGUUUUACGCCUAUUAUAAAAAAAAGGAAAAUUUAAAAAUAAAAAAAAAUGCAAUUAUUGGAGAUAUGGUUGCAGCUACUUCACUGUAUUACUAUGAAACACACAGAGCUAUAAUAUUAGAUAAGAAUCCAAAUUAUUAUUUUUGUUUUUUUAUUGAUAUUGGCUGUAAAGAAUAUGUUAACUCAAAUAAUAUAUUUUUUUUACUAGAAGAAGCUAGAAAUGUUCCUUGUUUAGCACAUAGAGUAGAUUUGAAAAAUAUUCCAUUGAAUAAUACUAUGCAGUUAAAGUAUUUAAAAAUGUAUUACGAACAAUUGUAUUUACAACCAUUAUUCAUAGAGUUGGAUAAAAGUGAUUCUAGUGGAUCAAACAAAGCUAUAUUAAGACGAAAAUCAGAUAAUAAGGAUAUUUAUUUAGAUAUAAAAGAAUUUUUACAAAAUAAAUUAUCAAGUCUUAAUUUGUCAAAUAAUGAAGGAUUUGAGUCAAAAAUAAAAGACUAUUUGAAGUAUAAUGACUUGUUAAAAAAUGGGACUAUAGUAUUAAUUACUUAUUUUUGUUCUAUAAAUCAAAUUUAUAUCCGGAUUAACACACCUGAAUUAACUAAAUAUUAUAAUGAUUUAAUUACAGAAGUUAAUCAGUUUUAUGUCAAUUUGAAAAGUGCGUAUCAAAAAAAGACUCCAAAAAUUGGUGAGAAGGUUGGUGUAAAAUCUCCAUCUAAGAAUAAAUUUGUACGUGCAACUAUUUCUAAAAAAGUUAAUGAUACAACUUAUUCUGUAUACUAUAUUGAUUAUGGUGAUAAAGAGUAUGUAAAAGCAAACAACAUUUUUCUGUUACCAUAUAGAUUUAGACAUUUACCACAGUCUGUGAUUAAAAUUGGUUUAAACAUAACAACACCUAUAAAUAAAAUUGAAGUUCUUAAAUAUUUCAAUGAAUUAAUUCAAUUAAAAGUUCCAUUGAUUGCGGAGUUUGACGAGGAAGAUCCACUUGGGUUUCAAAAGAUUGUUUUAAGAAAAGAACAUAAUGGCGUUAAUAUUUAUGAAGAUAUUUGUAAUCUAUAUGUACCUUAACAAACUUAUGUAAAAUUUUAAGCUUUAAGAUUUUAUUUUAAUAUUAAAAUGAAUAGUGUUUAUAUCAAUACACUAACUUAAGAUAUAAAUAUUAUUAUA